AUCGCCGCGCGCCGAUCGCGCCUCCCAUGGUGCCCCGCGCCGGCUGAAUGGGGCAGAGCCAAGAUGGCGGCGAGCGCGGCCCCGGCGGGCGGCGGGUCCCUGUUCGAGUGCCCGAGCUGGGCAGGGAAACCACCACCUGGCUUACAUCUGGAUGUAGUCAAAGGAGACAAACUUAUUGAGAAACUCAUCAUUGAUGAGAAGAAAUACUAUCUCUUUGGGAGAAACCCUGAUCUGUGUGAUUUUACCAUUGACCACCAGUCUUGCUCUCGGGUCCAUGCUGCCUUGGUCUAUCACAAACAUCUCAAGAGGGUUUUCCUCAUAGAUCUGAACAGCACACAUGGCACGUUCUUGGGCCACAUCCGUUUGGAAGCUCACAAACCCCAGCAGAUCCCCAUCGACUCCACGGUUUCCUUCGGAGCCUCCACCCGCGCGUACACUCUGCGGGAGAAGCCGCAGACGCUGCCCUCCGCAGUGAAAGGGGACGAGAAGAUGGGUGGUGAGGAUGAGGAGCUGAAGGGCUUGCUGGGGCUGCCAGAGGAGGAGACAGAACUGGAUAAUCUGACAGAGUUUAAUACAGCCCACAACAAAAGGAUCUCCACGCUGACCAUUGAGGAAGGAAACUUGGACAUCCAGAGGCCAAAGCGAAAACGGAAGAACUCCAGAGUGACGUUCAGUGAUGACGAUGAGAUCAUCAACCCGGAGGACGUGGACCCGUCUGUGGGGCGGUUCCGGAACAUGGUACAGACAGCAGUGGUCCCUGUUAAGAAGAAGCGCCUGGAGAACGCGGGCUCGCUGCCCACGGACGAGUCGGCGUCGCGGCGCAUGCAGAGCUUCCCCUACAGCGGAGGAUUGUACGGGGGGCUGCCCCCCACCCACAACGAGGCGGGCUCGCAGUCCCACAGCGUGCACGGCACCGCGCUCAUCGGGGGGCUGCCCAUGCCCUACCCCAACCUCGCCCCCGAUGUGGACUUGACUCCAGUUGUGCCCUCCACAGUGAACAUGAACCCCGCUCCAAACCCCGCUGUCUUCAACCCUGAAGCUGUGAAUGAACCCAAGAAGAAGAAAUAUGCCAAGGAGGCCUGGCCGGGCAAGAAGCCGACCCCGUCCCUGCUGAUCUGAGCUGGGCUAGGGAGGGUAGGAGUUACCAACUUCAGAAACUUUUCAUGUGCGGUAUCGUCUUUUUAAAAUUUCAGUGUCCUAACAGAUGUAAUACCAAGAUUGGAGGAGUGAAAUAUGCUUUAAAGAUCUGUCUUCAAAUGUUUUUAUAUGUCUGUUAUAAAAAAAAAAAAUACAGCUCCUGUCUCCUUUUGAA
Lonchura striata (white-rumped munia) is the source of this 1312-nucleotide messenger RNA. RefSeq names its product protein phosphatase 1 regulatory subunit 8 (gene PPP1R8). Gene Ontology annotation, molecular function: protein binding. Lineage: Eukaryota; Metazoa; Chordata; Aves; Passeriformes; Estrildidae. The record is from RefSeq and is a predicted model, not a curated record.